AUGUUUCAAUCACCACCAUUCUCUACUGGCAACAAUUCUCAAUAUCCCCGACCUUUUAUGUUUCAACCAUCGCCAACCAACAUCAGUAGCCAAUAUACGCAUUCAACGGGUACCAACGACGUUGUAGAGUCUCCUAACGUUGAAUCAGAAUCACCAAUUGGUUCCACUACAGAUUCUCAAGUACCAGUGUUCUCCACUCAGGUUGGUCUAGAAAAUAUUACUUUUGCGGAAGGAGAGAAUUCUACCCAAAAAAAACAACGUGUCAGGUUCUUAGAAGAAGAAGAUAAAUUGGUUAUUCAGACAUGGCUUAACGUUUCCAAAGAUUCAGUUGUGGGAAAUGACCAAAAAUCAGAUUGUUUUUGGGGUAGAAUCAAAGAUAGAUAUAACAACUAUCGUGGAUCACUUAUAGCGAGAGAGUGGUCUACACUCAAAUCUCGAUGGCAUCUAUUGAAUAAACAUUGUCAAUGGUUUUGCGGAAGCUACAAACUAGCCGUUGCUAACAAGAAAAGUGGACAGUCCGAGACCGACAUCAUGGAUGAGGCACGUAAACUUUUUGCACAAGUACAUCAUCAACGUUUCACAAUGGAGCACGCGUGGAGGUUGUUGAAGGAUGAACCUAAAUGGAAAGGACAAGAAAUGAACAACUCUUCAAAGAGAUCAAAGACAUCCUCUACCGGGACAUAUUCAUCAACAUCUAAUCCAGAAAAUCCUAUUGAUUGUUCAGAAUACAACAGUGCAACUCAGACCGACCGCCCAUUGGGACAAAAGGCGGCAAAAAGGAAGGGCAAGGGAAAAGAAACUUCGUCUACAACACCCAUAGUGGAUUUGACCGGAAUGGAAAAUGCCUCAGAAAAGAAAUUAGUCGUCUAUGGUAAAAUAGCCGAAGCAAGGUUGGCAGAGAGCAUACCCAUGUUGUAUGAAAUUCUCAUGAAGGACAACACUACUAGAAAAAUCUUAAAUACCGACGGGCAAAAUCUGUCUCUAAAAUGCCAAUAUUCCGUCACUAAACAUGUUAGAGACAGAAUUAGAGACCGAUUUGAUUCUGUCUUUAAUUUCCUCGUCUCUAAACUAUCAGAGACAGAUUUUAUAUUCUGUCUCUGA
This is a messenger RNA of Trifolium pratense (red clover), 1101 nucleotides long. RefSeq names its product glutathione S-transferase T3-like. Bases 1 to 1101 code for a protein of 366 amino acids. The transcript has a single exon. Lineage: Eukaryota; Viridiplantae; Streptophyta; Magnoliopsida; Fabales; Fabaceae. The record is from RefSeq and is a predicted model, not a curated record.